Molecule: messenger RNA, 561 nt
Organism: Mesocricetus auratus (golden hamster)
Lineage: Eukaryota; Metazoa; Chordata; Mammalia; Rodentia; Cricetidae
Product: WD repeat domain-containing protein 83-like
Exons: 5
Coding region: 11-523 (170 amino acids)
Biological process (GO): mRNA splicing, via spliceosome
Cellular component (GO): catalytic step 2 spliceosome
Molecular function (GO): protein binding
Source: RefSeq, a predicted model, not a curated record
CAUUUGAACUAUGGCUUUUCCUGCGCCAAAGCCACGGGCCCCGGAGCUGCCGCAGAAACGGUUGAAGACGCUGGACUGCGGCCAGGGCGCAGUGCGAGCCGUGCGAUUUAAUGUGGAUGGCAACUACUGCCUGACGUGUGGCAGCGAUAAAACCCUGAAGCUGUGGAACCCGCUGCGUGGGACGCUGCUGCGGACGUACAGUGGCCACGGCUACGAAGUGUUGGAUGCAGCCGGCUCCUUUGAUAACAGCCAUCUCUGCUCUGGUGGUGGGGACAAGACGGUGGUGCUGUGGGAUGUGGCAACUGGACAGGUCGUGCGCAAAUUUCGGGGCCACGCUGGAAAGGUGAACACCGUUCAGUUUAACGAAGAGGCCACAGUCAUCCUGUCUGGGUCUAUCGAUUCCAGCAUCCGAUGCUGGGACUGCCGUUCUCGGAAGCCUGAGCCAGUGCAGACGCUAGAUGAAGCCAGAGAUGGCUUCCAAAAGGAUCAAAGACCUCAACAUAAAUCCAGCCAUACCUCUUAGAAGAGAAAGUGGGAGGUACCCUUGAACGAAUUGGUACA